AACCUUGCAACUUUGCAAGAUGUUAUACAUUUAAAGCUAAACUCACAUAAUACCACUUCUCUUCCACCCAAAAGUAAGUACAUAACAACGUCUGAUACUAUGAAGAUCCAGAAAUACCUUUUCCAAUUAUUAUUAUUCAUAUCUUUGCUCCUAUUUCCCUACCACAUUAAUGUAAAAGCAGAGAAUAAGCAUGAUCAACUCGAGAGAAGAACUUACAUAGUUCACAUGGAUAAAUCCCACAUGCCAGCAAGUUUUGAAGACCACCACGAGUGGUACUACUCGUCUCUUAGGUCUGCUGCAGACUCUGCACAGAUGCUCUACACCUAUAACAGUGUAAUUCAUGGCUUCUCGACGAGGCUGACUGACGAGGAAGCUACAUCCCUGGAGAACCAACCAGGGACUCUUUCUCUAGUGCCUGAAACACGAUAUGAGCUCCAUACAACACGAACACCUGCGUUCCUUGGGCUAGGUAUAAAUGAUAAGCUCCUUCCGACCUCUACUUCACAGGGUGACGUGAUUAUUGGGUUGAUAGACACGGGUGUGUGGCCCGAACUUAAAAGUUUUGAUGACAUGGGGCUAGACCCUGUGCCAAGUAGCUGGAAGGGUGAGUGCGAGGAAGGAACAAACUUUAAGUCGUCAAACUGCAAUAGGAAGCUCAUAGGUGCAAGGUUCUUCUGCAAAGGGUAUGAAGCAAUUCUCGGACCAAUUGAUGAAUCGACAGAAAGCAAAUCUCCGAGAGACGAUGAUGGUCAUGGGACCCACACUGCUACUACUGCAGCUGGUUCAGCCACUACGAGUGCUAACCUCUUUGGGUAUGCAAGUGGGACAGCUCGAGGAAUGGCUCCACAUGCAAGAAUCGCAGCAUACAAAGCUUGCUGGUUAGGUGGGUGCUUUACCUCCGACAUAUUAGCAGCGAUGGAGAAGGCAAUUGAUGAAAGAGUAGAUAUUUUGUCCAUGUCAAUUGGAGGCAGUAUUUCUGAAUACUACAGGGACACGGUUGCAGUAGGAGCAUUCACGGCGAUGAAAAAGGGGAUCCUGGUAUCCUGCUCUGCUGGAAAUGCAGGACCUGACUCUGGAAGCUUAUCUAAUCUUGCUCCAUGGAUAACCACUGUGGGUGCUGGUACGAUAGACCGUGAUUUCCCAGCAUAUGUUAUCCUAGGAGAUGGGAGAAACUUCACAGGUGCAUCACUGUACAGUGGUAAGCCACUUCCCAGCAAGUUAUUGUCCCUCACUUAUGCUGGGAAAGCAAGCAAUAUGACAAGCGGCAGCUUUUGCAUGACUGGCAGUUUAAAUUCCGAAGAUGUUAAAGGAAAAAUAGUUGUUUGUGAUCGAGGGGGUAACUCGAGGGUCCAAAAAGGUUUGGUGGUAAGGAAAGCUGGUGGUGUAGGAAUGAUUUUAGCAAAUACUGAAGCCUAUGGAGAAGAGCUUGUAGCUGAUGCCCACCUCAUACCUGCAGCAUCUCUUGGACUUAAAGGAGCUGAAGAUAUCAAGAAGUACAUCUCAUCAGGUCGAAAACCAACAGCAACAAUCGGCUUCUCAGGAACAGAGUUAGGCGUGCAACCAUCUCCAGUUGUAGCAUCAUUCAGCUCCAGAGGUCCAAAUCCACUUACACCGGAAAUACUGAAACCUGACUUGAUUGCUCCCGGUGUCAACAUCCUGGCAGGCUGGACAGGCAAGGUGGGGCCAACUGGGCUAGAUGGUGACACAAGGCAUGUGAGCUUCAACAUCAUCUCAGGAACAUCAAUGUCAUGCCCACAUCUAAGUGGCCUAGCUGCACUAGUGAAGGCUUCCCACCCAGAAUGGAGCCCUGCGGCCAUCAAAUCUGCACUUAUGACCACAGCCUACACCGCCUAUAAAAACGGAAAAACAAUUAUUGAUGUUGCCACAGGACUUCCAUCCACACCAUUUGAUUAUGGAGCAGGUCAUGUGGACCCCAUUGCAGCCCUUGAUCCGGGUCUAGUCUAUGAUGCCACAGUCAAAGACUACGUUGACUUUCUCUGUGCUUUAAACUACAGCUCAGACCAGAUCAAACACACCACCGCUGAAGAAUAUAGCUGUUCCUCAAGCAAGACUUACAAACUUGGAGACCUCAAUUACCCUUCAUUUGCUGUCACUCUUGAAACGACUCCAGAAAAUCAAGACAGAAAGGCAAUGAGCACAAUGAAAUACACAAGGACGCUAACUAAUGUUGGCAGACCAGCAACAUACAAAGCAUCAGUGUCCACGCAUACUGCCUCAUUGAAGGUCAUAGUUGAGCCUGAAUCACUCAGUUUCAACACAAUAAAUGAAAAGAAGAGUUUCACAGUCACAGUUUCAGCAGAUUCCAUGCCAUCUGGGACUAGCAGCUUUGCUCAUCUGACAUGGUCAGAUGGAAAACACACAGUAACCAGUCCAAUCGCUUUUACAUGGAUAUGAGCACAGUGGCUGCAAAGGGCCAACUUUACAAGCUUGUAGUAAAUGUAGUUGUCCAUUUUCUUUUAUGUAUAUAUGGAUAAGUAACUUCAGAAAGACUGAAGCAACGGAUGGAUCGGGAGGCUAACCACCUUACACCAUACUUAAGGGAAAAACAAGUCAAGGUGACAUUGAAUAUAAUAUUUGCUCCUUUCUGAAGUAUGCCCUUGCCCUAUCUUUCGUUCUUCUCACUGUUCAACUCGAUUUUUAGCAAGGAAAUCAGAAUUACAUCCUGUAAUCCUAUAAUGUUCAUAUGUUAAAUUAAAAGUAUCAUUUUGGUUAAA
Molecule: messenger RNA, 2735 nt
Organism: Beta vulgaris subsp. vulgaris (sugar beet)
Lineage: Eukaryota; Viridiplantae; Streptophyta; Magnoliopsida; Caryophyllales; Amaranthaceae
Product: subtilisin-like protease SBT1.7
Exons: 1
Coding region: 100-2415 (771 amino acids)
Biological process (GO): proteolysis
Molecular function (GO): serine-type endopeptidase activity
Source: RefSeq, a predicted model, not a curated record